AUGGAAAAAUAUCAUCAAACUGAGUUUAGUCCAAGAACAGGACGACCUUCAACCCAGCUCACUCCGCUUCGUCUGACAGGACGACAUUUUCCAGAUCUUAUUCCAGCUACUGAGAAAAAGGCAAAUCCAACCAGGCAAUGUGGAAUUUGCAGCAGGGCUCGAGAUGAACGCGAAAAGAAGAUUAGAAGAGGAACCAAAUAUUACUGUGCAGAUUGCGAAACCCCCUUGAUCGAGAUCCACAACCUGGCACUAGCGGUCAAAACGCAUCGAAUUGAUCCUCAUAGUGGAUAUUUUAAGGAAUCACUACAUCCAGCGAGGGUAAUAAGCCAUUGCAUUCGAUAUAUUAUUACCAUAAUCUAACG
Acanthoscelides obtectus is the source of this 362-nucleotide messenger RNA. The record is from the annotation of a GenBank genome assembly. Lineage: Eukaryota; Metazoa; Arthropoda; Insecta; Coleoptera; Chrysomelidae.